AUGCGCGACAAGCCUGGCGCCGACACUGGGCCGGCGUUAAUACUCCAGAGCCGUGGGGUCGGAGCCGCGCUGCCGCCCCCCGCGCGGGACAUCGACCCCGCAGGGGACAGAGGACUCAAUCCCGCUUUUGCCAAAGCAGAAAUUCGGAUUCCUAUUGAUCUCAGUAGAAGCAGGAUUGGGCCGACAGCUCUGAAAAAUGAAGUAUGCCGGGUGCUAGAGGUUGGUGAAUCUGGUGAGCUUCAGGACAUAGGUGGGCUCUUCUUGUCCCAGUCAGACAGAUGUGAGAUUGCUGUGGUUCUGGGUCCCCUGGUCCGACCUGCGGUGAGGAUAAAUGCAAGUGAAAUUCAGAGAUUUUCAGACUUUCCAUUGUCAAAGAAAACCCUAGAAGGACUUCAGGAAGCUCAGUACCGCAUGGUAACAGAGAUACAGAGGCAAACCAUAGGUUUGGCUUUACAAGGUAAAGAUGUACUUGGAGCUGCGAAGACUGGAUCAGGCAAAACUUUGGCUUUUCUUGUCCCCGCUUUGGAACUCUUGUAUCGCCAUCAGUGGACUUCAGCUGAUGGGUUGGGAGUUUUGAUAAUAUCGCCUACCCGGGAACUGGCAUAUCAAACCUUUAAGGUUCUGCGUAAAGUGGGAAGAAAUCAUGAGUUUUCAGCUGGCCUCAUCAUUGGAGGAAAGGAUCUGAAAGAAGAGUCUGAAAGAAUCCACAAUAUAAAUAUGCUAAUUUGCACUCCAGGACGGCUUCUGCAGCACAUGGAUGAAACAUCGUAUUUCUAUGUGUCUGAUCUGCAAAUGUUGAUUCUUGAUGAAGCUGAUAGAAUUCUAGACAUGGGGUUUGCUGACACAAUGAAUGCAAUCAUAGAAAAUCUACCUAAGAAACGCCAGACCUUGCUUUUUUCCGCAACACAAACAAAAUCAGUGAAGGAUCUUGCACGUCUGAGCCUGAAAGAUCCGGAAUAUGUUUGGGUUCAUGAGAGAGCCAAAUUCAGUACCCCAGCAACUUUGGAUCAGAACUACGUUGUUUGUGAGCUUCAGCAAAAAGUAAACGUGUUAUACUCUUUCCUGAGAAGUCACUUGAAAAAGAAGAGCAUUGUGUUUUUUGCAAGCUGUAAAGAGGUCCAGUAUCUAUUCAGAGUGUUCUGUAAGCUUCAGCCUGGUCUUCCUGUCCUGGCGCUCCAUGGCAAGCAGCAUCAGAUGAAGAGAAUGGAAGUCUACACUUGUUUUGUUCGGAAAAAGGCAGCAGUACUUUUCGCUACAGAUCUUGCAGCUCGUGGCCUGGAUUUUCCAGCAGUGAACUGGGUUGUUCAGUUUGAUUGUCCAGAAGAUGCAAAUACGUACAUCCACAGAGUGGGAAGAACAGCCAGAUACAAAGAAGGUGGUGAAGCUUUGUUAGUAUUGCUUCCCUCAGAAGUAAAAGGGAUGGUGGAACAGCUGGCACAAAGGAAAGUACCUGUCAGUGAAAUCAAAAUUAAUCCUGAAAAACUUACAGAUAUCCAAAAGAGGAUGCAGGCUUUCUUAGCUCAAGAUCAGGAGUUAAAAGACAAAGCUCAAAGGUGUUUUGUAUCCUACUUGCGUUCAGUUUACUUAAUGAAGAAUAAGGAAGUAUUCGAUGUUUUCAAAUUGCCUCUAGCAGAAUAUGCCCUAUCACUUGGUCUUGCAAUGGCACCUCGUGUGAGAUUUCUUCAGAAAGUUCGGAAACAGCUGUGUGCAAAAGAGGCAGCUGAUGGGACGGAUCACUCGAAGGAGACAGAGGAAAAUAAAAAUCCCAUCUCCUCGAUAAACAUUGAAGAAGCGGAGAAAUGUGGAACUAAUUUCAGUGGAAAGGUGUCUGUUAAUGGAACAAAGGAAAAGGAGAGAAGGAAAGAAACUGAGGAAUGUUCUGCUUCCAGUGAAGGUGCUGAGGAGAGUGGUGAGUCUGAGAAUGAAUUGAAAGAGGUGUCUGAGGAGGAGGAAGUUCCUGUACCAAGCAGGGUUCCAAACCCAGACUCGGUGCAGUUCUUUGAAGAUGAUGACGACGAUGACGACGACGAUACUAAGGAUCUUGAUUUGCUGACAGUGAGACGACGGAAUGUUUUUGGUGUGGAAGCUAAAGAUAAUCCAGCACUGAAUGCAUCAAAAUCAAAGAUGAAGAAAAAAACAACUAAAACCCAAGAAGCCAAAAAAAUCGUGAAGAAGAAAUUUAAAGUCAACACAAAAAUAAUCUUUACUGAAGAUGGAGAGUUAGUGCAGCAGUGGCCACCUGUGCAAAAAUCCAGUUUGGCUAAAGCAGAUGAGGAAGAUGAUGCCAGUGGUAUCAACUUAGACAAAGCGAAAGAGAUACUCCGGGAAGAAGACAAAUUUGACAAAGAAGAAUACAGGAAGAAAGUGAAGGAAAAACAUAGGGAGAAAAGGCUAAAAGACAAAGCAGCAAGGAGAGAAGCCAGGAAUAAAAAAGCCCAGGCUGAAGAGGAAACAGUGGCCUUUCUUGCUCACAGUGGAAGUGAAGAAGAGUUUGAUCCCAGUACUCUUCCAGAUCCUGAUAAAUACAAAGAUUCUGAUGAAGAGCAGGAUUCAGAAAGUGAAGACAGCGAUAGUGAACUUGAGGGGACGAGUGGAAGAAAGAAAAGAAGCUACAGCAACAGUGCCGCAGCAGAAGAAAUGCCGCUGAAAAGAAAGAAGACGAAGUUCAGCCAAGAGGAGGACCCCUGUUUGCCAUUAGAUACUGGACUUUCUCUGGCGGAGGACGAAGAGCUUGCACUGCGUCUGCUCAGCAGUCACAGCUAA
Molecule: messenger RNA, 2763 nt
Organism: Opisthocomus hoazin
Lineage: Eukaryota; Metazoa; Chordata; Aves; Opisthocomiformes; Opisthocomidae
Source: RefSeq, a predicted model, not a curated record